Messenger RNA from Daucus carota subsp. sativus, 336 nucleotides. RefSeq names its product transcription factor UPBEAT1. The transcript has a single exon. Gene Ontology annotation, molecular function: protein dimerization activity. Bases 1 to 336 code for a protein of 111 amino acids. The record is from RefSeq and is a predicted model, not a curated record. Lineage: Eukaryota; Viridiplantae; Streptophyta; Magnoliopsida; Apiales; Apiaceae. Gene Ontology annotation, biological process: regulation of DNA-templated transcription.
AUGGGAGGAUCUCCACAACCUAUUAAUCUUGUUUCCCUCUCUAGUACUACUAGAUCACAACGGAUUAGAAGAAGAAGGCAGAUAAAGACUGGGAAAAGACCGCGAAGAAUCGCGAUGAAGAGAGGAAGUAGAAGAAGGUUUGGUGGUUUAGAAGGUUCUAGAAGGCCAAGAAAUGAAGUGGGGAGAAGGGUGGAGGUUCUGAAGAAGCUUAUUCCAAGCAGCAGUGACAGCAUGGGAUUGGAUGGGCUGUUUAGAGAGACAGCUGAUUACAUAGUGGCUUUGGAAAUGAGGGUAAAAGUUAUGCAGAUUAUGGUUAAGGCUUUGUCAACUGUAUGA